This is a messenger RNA of Antrostomus carolinensis (chuck-will's-widow), 6094 nucleotides long. RefSeq names its product cubilin (gene CUBN). The transcript is spliced from 35 exons. Lineage: Eukaryota; Metazoa; Chordata; Aves; Caprimulgiformes; Caprimulgidae. The annotation marks the transcript as partial. The record is from RefSeq and is a predicted model, not a curated record.
CAUGCGGAAGUUUCAUAGAGUCAGAUUCAGCUGGGGCAGCAAUUUCCUCUCCUCUGUAUCCUGCCAAAUAUCCAAACAAUCAGAACUGCAGCUGGAUUAUUCAGGCUCAGGAACCAUUCAACCACAUCACACUCUCAUUCACUGACUUUGAUAUUGAAAACAAUAGACAAAACUGUACAACAGAUUUUGUGGAGAUUUUGGAUGGGAAUAACAACAAGGCUCCUCUUCAAGGCCGUUACUGUGGCACUACUAUACCACAUCCUAUUACUUCUUUUGGUAAUGCCUUGGUGGUGAACUUCAUCUCUGACAACAACAACAUUACUGCCAGAGGCUUCCAUGCCACCUAUGCUGCAUCAUCAUCAUCCUGCGGGGGUACUUUCCACAUGGAGAGAGGAGCUUUCAACAGCCCUGGCUAUCCUGAGCAAUAUCCACUCAACACCGAGUGUGUCUGGACGAUUUUCAGCUCCCCUGGCAACCGGCUGCAGCUGUCCUUCAUAACAUUUCAGGUGGAAGACAGUAGCGGCUGCACCAAAGAUUACCUGGAGAUUCGUGAAGGGAAUGAUACAGGCACACUGGCAGAACGAUUCUGUGGGAACUCCUUGCCUUCAAAUUAUAUAUCUACUGUUGGACAUGUCUUGUGGGUCAAAUUUGUCUCAGACAGCUCAGACACUGAUGUUGGCUUCAGGGCCACAUUCUCUCACUUGUAUGGAAAUGACAUUGUGGGAAACAGAGGACAAAUAGCUUCACCACAGUGGCCCAGAAGUUACCCUCACAAUUCCAAUUACCAGUGGCGAAUAAGUGUUAGCGCUUCACAAGUUAUCCAUGGCCAUAUCCUGCAGAUGGAUAUUGAAAAUCAUCACAGAUGCCGUUAUGACAUGCUAAAGGUUUAUGAUGGGCCCACCAUUCAUUCUCGUCCUAUUGCAACAUACUGUGGUGCAGAUCCUGCUUCUUUUGCAUCCUCUGGCAGUUCGAUGACAAUCCAGUUCCUGUCCGAUCCGUCUGUGAAUGGAAAAGGCUUUCUUUUGGAGUGGUAUGCCGCGGAUGCUUCUGCUGUUACACACACCAUUGCUAUAGGUGCAUGCGGAGGGACUGGAACAGCUGAAGAAACACCUUCAGUCCUCUUCUCACCGGGCUGGCCCAUGAAUUACAAAAAUUUUGAUGACUGUGUGUGGCUUAUCAGAGCUCCUGGAUCCACUGUGGAGUUCAAUAUCCUGGCCUUAGACAUAGAAUCUCACAGCUCAUGCAACUAUGACAAACUUAUUAUCCAAGAUGGGGACACUAGUCUUUCUCCAGUGCUGGCUACUCUGUGUGGACAAGAACCUCCUGGGCCAAUCAGAUCAACUGGAGAGGCAAUGUUCAUCCACUUUAUGUCAGACGCAAGUGUCACUGGAGCUGGGUUUAACUCCUCUUAUCACAAAAGUUGCGGAGGUUAUUUACACACAGACAGGGGUGUGAUAACAUCCCCCAACUACCCUCAAGACUAUGCUCCUAAUCUGAAUUGUUCCUGGCAUGUAGUCGUAACCUCUGGAUUUAUCAUUGCUGUCCAUUUUGAACAGCCUUUCCAGGUUAAGAGCGAGGAUACUUCCUGCAACCAUGGAGAUUAUGUAGAGCUGAAGAAUGGGUUAGAUAAUGCUGCCCCACCUUUGGUGUCUGGAAGAGGGAGUGGACGGUUUUGUGGAAGCAGCCCCAUCUCUACCAUGUACACCACAGACAAUCAGCUGUUUGUCCACUUCAUUUCUGAUAACAGGAAUGAGGGUCAAGGAUUCAAACUGAAAUACGAGGCUAAGAGUCUAGCUUGUGGAGGGAAUAUUUAUAUAAAUGAUUUCAACCCCAGUGGAUAUACAUCUUCCCCCAACUAUCCAAGCAAUUAUCCCCCUCAUGCUGACUGUGUGUGGACCAUAACUGCUCCUAAUGGACAUGCAGUAGAGCUGCAAUUUGAAGAUCAGUUUUACAUUGAACCUUCACCAAACUGCACUUCCAGUUACCUAGAGCUACGCAAUGGUGCCGACUCCACUGCCCCCAUCAUUGCCAAGCUGUGUGGUGGUUUGACACCAGGCUCGCAGAGAUCCUCGGGAGCUGUUAUGUACCUGAGGUUCAGGUCUGAUAGCAGUGUGACACGCACGGGAUUCAAUGCUAAAUACUCCAUUGCUCCCUGUGGUGGGACAGUGAUAGGACAAACUGGCAUCAUUCAAAGCAUGGGGUAUCCUGAGCUUCACUAUCAAGACAACCUGCUGUGUGAAUGGUUUCUGCAGGGUCCCAGGGGCCACUAUCUUACCAUCAGACUAGAAGGCCUAGAUAUUCAAAACUCCUCCGAGUGCACGAAUGACUUUGUGGAGAUCCGAGAAUACAACGCUUCUGGAAAUUUAUUGGGCAGGUACUGUGGCAAUACUCUCCCUGAUGCUGUGGACACCUCUGACAGUUUUGCUUACGUCAAGUUUGUCACUGAUAGAUCAGUAAAUGCCCGAGGAUUCAGACUGCGCUUUGAUUCCAGUACUGAAGAAUGUGGUGGGGAUUUGACUGCCCCUGUUGGAACAUUUACUUCACCCAACUAUCCCAACCUAUACCCACAUAAUCGAGUGUGUGAAUGGAGGAUCACAGUGGAAGAAGGCCGACGUGUGACUCUAACCUUUAAUGAUAUGAAAACUGAAGAACACUGGAGGUGCUCAUCAGAUUAUGUGGCUGUUUACAAUGGCCUCAGACCGAACUCUCCUCGGCUAGCCAAGCUGUGUGGUGAGGUAAAUCCAGGCACUGAAGUGAAAUCAUCUGGAAACACAAUGAAAGUCAUUUUGGUGACAGAUAUGUCCCGUGCAACCAGAGGUUUCAGUGUCUCAUACACAUCUAGUGAAGAUGCAGUUUGUGGUGGAACCCUGAUGACACAUGCAGGUGGGAAUUUCUCUUCUCCUGCUUAUGAUGGCAUAAAAAAUUACACAAGUAACCUGAACUGUGAGUGGACCAUUGAAAACCCCUCCCACUUUAAUUCAUCCAUAUAUAUGUCUUUUGAGGAUUUCCACUUGGAACAUCACCAGGACUGCCAGUACGACUACCUAGAGUUACAAAUAGGGGAUGCUGAUGGAGAGCUGAUAGCUAGACUUUGUGGUCAGGCUGCACCAUCUGUGCCACUAGUCAUAGCUGCUCCCAAGAUCUGGGUACACUUUGUAAGUGAUGAAAACACAGAAGAUAAAGGAUUCUUGGCCCAUUACACAUUUGAAGCCUGUGGUGGUAUACAGACAGGUGAAAGUGGAGUUAUCUCAAGUCCUAACUACCCAGAGCCUUAUAGCAACCUGAAUCACUGCUCCUGGUUGUUGGAAGCCCCUGAAGGUGAAACCAUCACUCUUACUUUUACAGCCUUCCAUGUUGAAAAUCAUUCGCUUUGUAAGUGGGACUCUGUUACUGUCCUGAAUGGUGGCUCUCCUGGGUCUCCUGUCAUAGGAAGGUAUUGUGGAAACACAUCCCCUGGGACUAUUCAGUCUGGUUCCAACAAGCUAGUUGUCAUCUUUAACUCUGAUCACUCAAUUCGAGGAGGUGGCUUUUACGCAACGUGGACAGCAGAAUCUCUAGGAUGUGGUGGAACCAUUCAUUCAGAUAAUGGUGUGAUCAAGUCUCCUCAUUGGCCUCAAAACUUUCCCAUGAACACCAGAUGCACAUGGACCAUCAUUACACAUGAAAGCCAACAUUUGGAGAUGAACUUCCACAACAACUUCCAAAUUCCCGAUAGCAAUGGAAGCUGCCAGAGCAGUUAUGUGAAGGUGUGGAGAGGAAAUAAUGAAGAAGCAGCAGCUUUGUUAACCACAGGAUGUGGAAGUUCAGCUCCUGAUCCUGUUGUUGCUCCAGACAAUGUGGUAACUACAGUAUUUCAGUCUAAGGAUACUCCUGGGCCAGGUUUCUCUGCAUCUUUCAUAAGCAGAUGCGGGGUAAAUUUCACCAGCCGUGAAGGUCGUAUCAUCUCUCCUAACUAUCCUAGCCGGUAUGAUAACAACUUGAACUGCAGUUAUAUCAUAGAUCAAGGACUACAGUCACUGGUGAUCCUAGAGUUUGAGACUUUUCACUUGGAAGCCCCAGCACUCUUGAGCAGAAUUUGUCUUUAUGAUGGAGUGAGCAUCUUCAGUGGCACGAGGGUUACCCCACAUCCUCUCGUCACGCUCUGUGGUAAUGAGCUCCCUGCCCCAAUCAGUGUCUUUGGACCUAUGCUGCUCAACUUCUACACUGACUCCCACAUUACAGGCUUUGGAUUCCAGGCAAGAUACAGAGCAAUUGCUUGUGGUGGCAUUUUCAAUGGCUCUGUUGGUGUUAUCAGCAGUCCGGCCCAUUCAGUUCUUGAUUAUCACAACAACAUGAACUGUUCAUACUACAUCACAGUUGGAAAUGGCAAAGUAGUGUACCUCAAAUUCAACAACUUCCAGCUCGAAAUAUCUCCCUCCUGCUACAAAGAUUACGUAGCUGUAUAUGACGGCUCAGACACUCAUGCUCCUCUCCUCGGGAAAUUCUGCGGCUCAGAACUGCCUCCGAAUAUUAAGAGCUCCAGUAAUAACUUGUUCCUGGUGUUUAACACUGACUUCUUUGGAGCAGACAGGGGAUGGAAAGCAUCAUUCAGGGAGACCUUAGGACCUCAGAAUGGCUGUGGUGGUUACUUGACAAAUUCAGCCUAUAGCUUUGGCUCUCCUGUCUCCAAUGUGAGCAGAAGAUAUGAGAAAAAUCUGGACUGUGUAUGGAUCAUAACUGCACCUGCAAACAAACUGAUCAACCUCACCUUCAACUCAUUUGUGCUUGAAGCACAGUUUGCUCGGACUUGCCGAUAUGAUUAUGUCAAACUUUAUGAUGGAGAUAAUGAAAAUGCCAAUUUAGUUGGCACAUACUGUGGAUCUACGGUGCCAGCUCCUUUUCUUUCUACCCAUAAUUCCUUGACGGUUAAAUUUGUCACAGACAAUUCUGUGGAAAGGGAGGGUUUCAAUGUGACGUAUGCCACAGUGGAUCGACUGUGUGGAGGAAUGUAUAAUGCAACCUCUACAUCCCUGACUGCAACAUCUCCUAACUUCCCGAAUGAAUAUCCACCAUUUACUCUCUGCACUUGGGUCAUUGAUGCCCCUCCGCAGCAGCAAGUCAGAGUGGUGGUAGAGGCCUUCCACCUCCAUUCUGUCCAGGACUGCUCUCAAAACUACCUAGAGCUCCAGGACUCACCAACACACAACCAAGGAUUAGUCCAUAGAUUCUGCGGCACUGAAACUUUUCCAGUCCCUGAAUUCUAUUCUUAUGAUCGCACUGCCAUUGUGACUUUCAAAUCAGAUGAAUACAUGAUUAAUAAUGGAGUCAGAUUUACAUAUCAAGCCACAGGUUGCAGCAGAGAGUAUAAACAGCCUUUUGGUUACCUGAAGAGCCCCGGCUGGCCUGGUCGUCACCCCAAUAAUAUGGACUGUUCUAUCAUUCUACGGGCUCCCCUGAACCACACUAUUUCUCUCUUUUUCCAUGCUUUCAGUUUGGAGGACAGCAUCCAGUGUUCACGUGAUUUCCUAGAGGUCAGAAAUGGGAGUGAUGUGCAAUCACCACUACUUGGCAGGUUCUGUGGAAACACUGUGCCCAGUCCCAUCUUCCCCCAAAAUCAUGUUGUGUUCCUUCAUUUCAAGAGUGAUUUUUCAGGGGCUCGUGAUGGAUAUGAAAUUACUUGGACUUCAUCAACGAGUGGAUGUGGAGGAACAUUAUACGGCAGCACCGGCUCAUUUGCCAGUCCCAGCUACCCUGCAACUUACCACAACAACACUGACUGUGAGUGGGCCAUAACUGUGCCCAAGGGAGGAAUUGUCACAGUGAACUUUGAUUUCAUCAGCAUUGAUGACCCAGGGGAUUGCAGUAGCAACUAUCUGAUCCUUUACAAUGGGCCAGAUGCCAGCUAUCCCCCAGCCGGGCCGUACUGUGGGAUGGAUACAAACAUCUCUCCAUUUACUGCUACAUCUCAUCAAGUCUAUAUAAAAUUUCAUGCUGAAUAUGUGACUUUACCAUCAGGAUUCCAAUUAAGCUGGACAAGCUAGAACACUGUUUAUGAGAAAUAUAUUACUGUUCCUUGCUCUACUGAAGAGACUGUAGAUCAUAAACUAAGUUUGAA